CAAGACGGCCACGCCACUCUUACUCACAGCAGCCCCGGCAGCGUGAACACCUCGUGGAGCGGCUGCCAGUCAGACCUCUCUCUCCACCAGAGCCCCGCCAGAGCCAGAGCCAGAGCCAGAGCCAGAGCAGGGAUGUCGGGGGUGAAGAAGCGAAGCUCCGGCUCCUGCAGCAGCAGGGAGAGGGAGGACGACCCGGGGGCCUCGGAGAGGAUGCUGACCUCCUCCUCCAGCUGCAGCCCGGCCCCGGGGGAGCAGGGCGCCGGGGUGGCCCUGCAGAGGAACAUCACGCUGCUGAACGGCGUGGCCAUCAUCGUGGGCACCAUCAUCGGCUCGGGCAUCUUCGUGACGCCCACCGGCGUGGUGCGGGAGGCGGGCUCGGCCGGGCUGUCGCUGGUCAUCUGGGCGGUGUGCGGGGUCUUCUCCACGGUGGGGGCGCUGUGCUACGCCGAGCUGGGCACCACCAUCAGCAAGUCCGGGGGGGACUACGCCUACAUCCUGGAGGUGUACGGCUCUCUGCCGGCCUUCCUCAAGCUGUGGAUCGAGCUGCUCAUCAUCCGCCCGUCCUCGCAGUACAUCGUCGCCUACGUGUUCGCCACAUACCUGCUGAAGCCGCUGUUCCCGGUGUGCCCCGUGCCGGAGACGGGCGCCAAGCUGGUGGCGUGCCUGUGCAUCCUCCUGCUGACGUUCGUGAACUGCUACAGCGUGAAAGCGGCCACCAGAGUGCAGGACUUCUUUGCUGCGGCCAAGCUGCUGGCGCUCGCUCUCAUCAUCAUUAUCGGCUUCGUCAAACUUGGCCAAGGUGGUGUGGAGGAGCUUCUUCCAGAGAAUUCCUUCAAGAGGUCCAACUAUGAGUUUGGCAACAUCGGGUUGGCCCUCUACAGCGGCCUGUUUGCCUACGGAGGCUGGAAUUACUUGAAUUUUGUUACCGAGGAAAUGAUUGAUCCUUACCGAAACCUUCCUCUAGCCAUCAUCAUCUCCCUACCCAUAGUGACAGUGGUGUAUGUUCUGACCAACUUGGCAUAUUUCACCACCCUCACCCCGGAUCAGAUGCUCAACUCGGAGGCUGUCGCUGUGGACUUUGGAAACUACUACCUGGGCCCCAUGGCGUGGAUCAUCCCGGUGUUUGUGGGGCUGUCGUGCUUCGGAUCGGUUAACGGCUCUUUGUUCACCUCAUCCAGGUUGUUCUUUGUGGGUUCCCGGGAAGGACACCUGCCCAGCCUGCUGUCAAUGAUCCACCCCACUCUGCUCACGCCGCUCCCCUCACUUUUAUUCACUUGUUUGAUGACGCUGCUGUACGCCUUGUCCAACGACAUCUUCUCCGUCAUAAACUUCUUCAGCUUCUUCAAUUGGCUGUGCAUCGCCUUGGCGAUCAUUGGAAUGAUGUGGCUUCGGGUCAAGAAACCGGAGCUGGAACGACCGAUCAAAGUGAACAUCCUGCUGCCAGUGAGCUUUGUGCUCGCCUGCUUCUUCCUCAUCAUCGUGUCUUUCUGGAAGACUCCGAAGGAGUGCGGCAUCGGCUUCGCCAUCAUCGGCACGGGCCUGCCCGUCUACUUCAUCGGCGUGUGGUGGAAGAACAAACCCAAGUGGAUGCUCAAUGGAAUCUUCUGGACGACGGCCUGGUGUCAGAAGAUCAUGGAGGUCGUGCCUCAGCAGUAAUAAAAGCCCUCACCUUUUACUUCAGCCAGUAGCCAAUCAGAUUGCACCGAAAGUGACCUCUGGGCUCUGACAUCACAACUGAAGAAGCUUGACCUCUGUUGGCAUCUUUCACUCCACCCCAUCCUCACAGACGCACACACACACACCUUGUCUGUAGCGGGCUGAUAAGGACCCGACGAAUUGUCUUUUUUUUUGUCUGCAACUAUUUCUCUGUUUCUUAAGUUACUGACAUUUUUGAGUCAUUUGUUCUUAUUUUAGGCACUACUGUUAGUAGUUAUGUAUGGGUUGUUGUUUUUACAAAUAUUUUCUUUGUUUUAUGUGAUUGAUCCGCUUGUCUCUGAAGGAACUGGACUGAGGCAAGUGUUCGUGAGGAUUG
Messenger RNA from Cololabis saira (Pacific saury), 2032 nucleotides. RefSeq names its product solute carrier family 7 member 5 (gene slc7a5). Bases 133 to 1656 code for a protein of 507 amino acids. The transcript has 10 exons. NCBI's taxonomy places the organism in Eukaryota, Metazoa, Chordata, Actinopteri, Beloniformes, Belonidae. Gene Ontology annotation, biological process: neutral amino acid transport; amino acid transmembrane transport. Gene Ontology annotation, cellular component: membrane. Gene Ontology annotation, molecular function: neutral L-amino acid transmembrane transporter activity; L-amino acid transmembrane transporter activity. The record is from RefSeq and is a predicted model, not a curated record.